CCGGAGACCUAGUACGGAUACCCGGAGCAGGUUUACUCCGGAGAAACUAGAACUCUGAACCUGAAUAGAACUCAAACUAAUAAUCACAGAUAAUUCAUCGGCACGUUCGUUACUUAUUUAUUAUUAGUCACUCAGUUAGUUUACACAUUACUAGUGCAUGAUGAGGAGAAAAUAUCCUGUUUCACUCCUAUAAACGUGAACCCUGCAGGAUACAUACUUUACUUCGAUUAACCUGAACCUGUAUGAUAUAUCCUGGUUUACUCCGAUAAACGUGAGCCCUGCUGGAUAUAUGUUUUACUCCGAUUAACCUGAACUUGCAGGAUAUAUCCUGGUUUACUCCGAUUAACUUGAACCUGCAGGAUAUAUCCUGGUUUACUCCGAUAAACGUGAGCCCUGCUGGAUAUAUGUUUUACUCCGAUUAACCAGAACCCUGCAGGAUAUAUCCUGGUUUACUCCGAUUAACUUGAACCUGCAGGAUAUAUCCUGGUUUACUCCGAUAAACCUGAACCCUGCAGGAUGAAAGAGGAAUUGAUCUGCUCAAGUUUAGCUCUAGUAGUGUAUAUUGGCACUAUACAUCAUCAGUUUGUUUACGAUGACAGAAAAGCAGUUCUCUCCAACCCGAGUGUGGUGGGACGAAAUUCCAUCUCCGCAUUCACCUCUGACUACUGGGGCGUACCUCUCUCCCAUCCUGGAUCCCAUAAAUCCUACCGUCCCCUCACCACCCUUAGCUUCAGGUUGGACUGGAUACUAAACCCAGCUCCGACUCAGUUCCAUCUGACCAACCUUCUCCUCCAUGCUGCUGCUACUCUAUUCUACGUGAGGUUCUGUAAGCUCUGGGUGUCCCCUGAGACAGGACUCAUCGCAGGACUGAUAUUCGCAGUUCAUCCGGUUCAUACCGAGGCAGUUGCCGGAGUGGUUGGGAGAGCGGAUGUACUCUCAUGCAUCCUUUUCCUCUCCUGUCUUAUUACUCACACAAAGGACGGGUUCAGUUGGAAAACUUCUCUCCUGGCUCUCCUCUCCAUGCUAGCGAAGGAGCAGGGGGUGACUGUGCUCAUAGUGUGCGCAGUUAUAGAUCUUCUCUCCUCACAAGGAGUUCAUCAAGUGAGAAAAUCUUUAGUGAAACUGUUUCUAACCUUUAUAAGUUUGCUCUGUCUAAGAUCAAUAGCCCUGGACGGAAAUCUUCCUUCCUUCUCUAAAAGUGAUAACCCUGCCUCCCACUGUGAAUUCAUUCAGACCAGAACUCUUACAUUCCUCCUUCUUCCAGCACUUAACUUUCAGCUCCUGUUUUUACCCAGUACCCUGAGCUACGACUGGUCCAUGGAAUCUAUCCCUUUGGUUUCUUCUAUCCUAGAUAUCAGAAAUAUCAUAUCAACAGUGUUUUACUCUCUUCUAUUUUGUUUCAUAUCUAGAGUGGUUUUCAAUUUUUAUCCCAGAAUUGUUGGGAUCUUGAAGAAGACUGGUUCUAAUACCGGAGAGAGCUCUUGUUUAUCAAAACCAGGAGAAGAAAGUAGAAGAAAGAUUGACACUAUUCAAGUAAUGGCGUUGUCCUUAUCCUUGCUAAUCCUACCGUUUCUACCAGCAACAAAUCUUUUCUUUUAUGUGGGGUUCGUCCUAGCGGAGAGAGUUCUAUAUAUACCUUCACUAGGAUACUGUCUACUACUGGCAAUCUCCCUGGAGAACCUUUCCAGGUUCAACCGAAGAUGCGUGAGAUUUGGCACCCUAAUUAUGCUCGGAUUUUUUACCCUAAAAACUUUGUCUCGGAACCAAGACUGGAGAAAUGAAGAAAGUUUGUUCUCCUCCGGGAUAUCGAUAAACCCUGCUAAAUCCUGGAGCAACUACGGGAAUAUCCUGGACGGAGCAGGAAACCAGGCCGGAGCAGAGCUAGCUUUUAAACAAGCUCUGAUACACCGGAACAACAUGGCGGAUACACAUUACAACCUGGGAACCCUGCUACAGAACCAGGGACGGAUACAGGAAUCUAUUCCCUGCUACAAGGCCGCGAUCAGGUUCCGACCUAAGCUCGGAGUAGCGUAUUUAAAUCUAGGUGUAGCCUUGUCCGACCUGGGUCGGAAAUCUGAAGCAAUGAAUAUUCUGGAAAAGUGUUCUAAAGUUGACGAUAAUGGGUUGAAAGAUCCCAAGGAGAAUGUAAAUGCUCGGAUAUCCUCUAUGUUUCAUCUGGGGAAACUAUUACUAGAAUCUAAAGAUAUUAAGGGAGCAAUAUCCGUCCUGGAGAGAGCGGUAAACCAGAGCCGGGGGGAGACAGGGAACCCGAACCUAGAGAAGAUCUUCAACCUGCUAGGGGAGUGCUACCAGGAGUCAGGAAACCCGCUGGAAGCAGAGCACUGGUAUUCACAAUCCUUGAUCACGAAUCCGAAACAUAUCCCAGCACAUCUAACCCUUGCUAAGAUGUUGGCCAAGAAUGUUUCUCGGGAGCAGGACGCAGAGAGCUGGUUUCUCCGAGCCAGAGAUAUAUCUCCAUCCAACCCUGCUGUAUAUGCUCACUAUGGACUCUUCCUGCUGGAUAAACAGAGGUUUACAGAGGCAGUUUCUAACUUUGUCCUCGCUACUCAAUAUCAACCUGGAGUUUACGAUUAUACUUUCAACCUUGCUGUAGCAGCUAGGCUGGCUGGUCAGCUUGACCUCUCUGAGGCUAGUUACAGAGCAGCUGUUCAGCUCAAACCUGGAGAUGCUGAACCUCAUCUAAACCUGGGAGCCCUUUUGCAUCUCCGAGGACGACUGGAGGCUGCUGAGGAUGAGUAUAUCACUGCCUGGAGGAUUAAACCUGGAGAUGAAACUACUAAAAUAAACCUCCAAAGGUUGCAUAGUAUCAUGAGAAAAAAGAACAUAAGGGUAAAUGAUUUCGGAGUCUGAACAUAUCUAGUCAUAUGUACAGUGUACAUGUUACGCAGUACCCACACUGUACGCAGUGAGCUAUUAUUGCACACUAAUUACAAAGGGACCGAAAAUUUGAUUAAUCUGUUUAUCCGAACCACACCUUUAUUGUGUUAUUUAUCAGGUCUAUUUAAUGCUUAAUCAAUAGUACAAUAUUAAUUGUGAGCCAACCUGACCUGAAAUAAUAAUUCAAACUUUUAGGGGGUGUGUACAAAGUAUUUAAAAGGACUAUAGCUAAAUUAAGUAUCAAGUGGUGUUAAUAUCAUAUUUUUGAGAAGAAUAUUGCAUAAAAACCGUCAUUCGCAGAUUAAAAAAGAAUAAUUUAAAAUUCAGUUUUUAUUUUUCAAAACUGGCUUCUACUUUGCUACUUUGCUGCACUUUAAAGGCAUGGAAUAUUUGGGUUCUGUUGAGGACGUUAAUUUUUUCAAAUUCGUUCAUUUUUUGGUGAGCACUCCCUUUAAAUCGGAGGUUUCGUGAUAUCAUAUAUUUUCUA
Messenger RNA from Eurytemora carolleeae, 3385 nucleotides. RefSeq names its product transmembrane and TPR repeat-containing protein 2. The transcript has 3 exons. Gene Ontology annotation, cellular component: endoplasmic reticulum membrane. Gene Ontology annotation, biological process: protein O-linked glycosylation via mannose. Gene Ontology annotation, molecular function: identical protein binding; mannosyltransferase activity. The record is from RefSeq and is a predicted model, not a curated record. NCBI's taxonomy places the organism in Eukaryota, Metazoa, Arthropoda, Copepoda, Calanoida, Temoridae. Bases 517 to 2871 code for a protein of 784 amino acids.